AUGAAACUACUGUGGUGUUUAAGUUUUUGUUUAUACCACCUAGCUGUGGCAGCUUAUAGAGAACAGGAAGUUAUUCAGUACGUAACGAAUGUAACUUACGCUCUCACCGCACGCCGCACAGGGACAUUCAUCUGUUGGUUGCUUCAGUUCAGCCGUGCUAAGUCUGUAGAACAGCUUUAUAACGCUUUGAUCAGAGGCCUUUCCGUAGAUGAACAAGUGACGAUCUUGCAAGCUGAUCACACCACCGUCCACAACUCAACGUACCGUGCUCCCAACAUGGUGGCCAUUACGCUCGAUGUACUGGACGAGGACCUCGAUGUGGAUAAUAUUGUAACCUGGCUUCAAGCGAUUCCCGUCGCUUGCUUUGUGAUACUAUUGUACGUGCACACAAUCGUCGAUCUUGUAGUACCAAUUGCAAACACCUUCGAAGCGCAUGCCAUACUCAACUUCAUCAUGAUCGCUGUUAAUGAGAAUUUAAUGUAUACGUUUCACGGCACGCCACCGCAAGCGAUUAUACACACGGGAUAUCCGUCCCCCGAAGCCAUUCUAUACGAUCGACUGAGUGCAUUAAAAGUGGGCGAUAUAUCUGCUGCAUACAUAAAAGAAAUAUACACUUAUCCACUGGAAGAUACCGUUCCCGGAGAAGAUAUUCAGCUUUUUAAACUAUUCUUCCAGACGCUGGGUGUGCAACUAACCAUGAAGGCAAUGGACUGUAAUCUGUGGGAAUCUUAUGUGCAGUGCUUGAACAAUCAACACGACACGGUUAUAUUUGUGAAUCGAUUUAUGCCGUUUUGGUACUCGAGUUUAUUGAUCGAUGCUAUCGAAAUGUACAAGUACGGCAUACUUGUUCCAAGCGGUCGUCUUCUUACCAUGGUGGAAAUCUUUGCAUUGCCUUUCAACGCGGAUGUGUGGAUAUUAGUUGCCGUUUUGUGCAUAUUUUUUUACAUUGCACACCGUUUCAUUCCAACAAUUUUCCAGAACAAUCUGAUCCUGGUCGCGAUAUUCGGCUGGGAAAAGCGUAAAUUGCGAUUAAGUGGUCUGUGUGAAAAACUGUUCGCCAUCGCUUUGAUCGUACUGUUUUUCCAGCUGAUGUGCGUCUACGAAACAAUCAUUAUCUCGAGCAUGAUAAACCGACCGGUCCAACGAAGCCCAGAAAGUGUGGAGGAUUUCCUUACUACCAAUGUGGAAGUACUGUAUGAUUCGAAAAAGAUAGAUAUUGAAAAUUUCAAAAUGAAUAUUAAUGGCAUGGUCUUAAGAUCAGCUAGCAGUUACGCAGCGCUGGAAAACAAGGCAUAUUUAAGUAGCCUCCAUUCAUUGGAGCUUUUUUCAAAGGAUGUAACGAACAAUGAUCAUUUUACGGACCGCCCUCGACAUGUCAUGCUGAAGCAAACUGUUUGGGAAAGUAUGGCUUUCUACUAUUUUCGAGAGAAAUCAAUAUUUGCUGACCGGUUCGCCAGAUUUCGACGAUUGGCAUUUGAAGCAGGCUUUCAACGGCAUUGGAGGCUGGAGUUAUUAUUGCAUUUUACGCGCAAACAAAAUUUAGCGUACCACAGCAUGGUUAAUCGUGAAAAUAACAUUUUAAAGUGGGAUAAGAUUUCACCUAUAUUUAAAGUGCUGUUGAUCGUAUGGAGUGCAUCGAUUCUAGUGUUUGCUAUUGAAAAUUGUGUUUUCAUUCUUAAAAUUAAAUGUUGUGUUAACAUGCGCUAG
Messenger RNA from Anopheles marshallii, 1707 nucleotides. RefSeq lists its product as uncharacterized. The record is from RefSeq and is a predicted model, not a curated record. The transcript has a single exon. Bases 1 to 1707 code for a protein of 568 amino acids. NCBI's taxonomy places the organism in Eukaryota, Metazoa, Arthropoda, Insecta, Diptera, Culicidae.